Molecule: messenger RNA, 817 nt
Organism: Brachypodium distachyon (stiff brome)
Lineage: Eukaryota; Viridiplantae; Streptophyta; Magnoliopsida; Poales; Poaceae
Exons: 2
Coding region: 137-637 (166 amino acids)
Cellular component (GO): chloroplast
Source: RefSeq, a predicted model, not a curated record
AUCCUUGCACUCUUGGGUUGAGUCCAGUCCAGCAGCGUGUCAUAGUUGCAGCGCGCACGAAACGACCAACCGCUCAUACCGUCGCCUUAUCCGCCAACAGAGACUCAACGGGCCGCGCCCAGCAGCGUUCGUUCGCAUGGCGUCAAGCUACGCCGCGGCUGCCGCUGCAGCCACCAUCUCGCCGUGCCUCUCUCGGCGCCAGAACCAUCGCAGCCCCGCGCUCCCUCAUCUCUCCCCGUUCCGGCAGCAGCCGUGCAGCCUUACCACCGGCGCCCCCUGGACGUGGACGUGCGGCGCCAGGAGGCGGGUGAGACACGAGGAAGAAGACGGGGACGAUGAAGAGGAGUACGGGCACAACGAGGAGAUGGCGCGGCUGGAAGCGUACAGCGAGGGGGCUCGCGACCAAGCCCUCCUGGUGAAGGCCAGCGUCGACGGCGAGCUUGAGGUCGUGCUCGUCUUCAAGGGCUUCUCGUCGAGCUUGAGCGGGAGGACGGCCCCGGAUCCGGCGAUGAGCGUCCUGCCGGAGAGGGCGGUGAUACAGUCGGUUGACGUGGUGAAGGGGCCAUUUGACCCAACCAACAUCGAGUACCUGGAGAAGGAUUUGUCGUGGGACGACUUCAAGAGCCGCCUCCAGUAGCACAACAACUCGGGCAAAAGCUUGUAGAAUUUGUAGACUGCUCUGUCUCAAGUUUUGUCGUGGGACGAGUUCACUUGUUGAUCGAGGAAUGAAACGACCGUAUAAACUCUCAAAUGAACAAACAGGCACAUUGGAAUAAUUUUUUUUUAGCACAUUGGAAUUGGAGUAAAUUUCAAAGAA